Stegodyphus dumicola is the source of this 534-nucleotide messenger RNA. RefSeq lists its product as uncharacterized. NCBI's taxonomy places the organism in Eukaryota, Metazoa, Arthropoda, Arachnida, Araneae, Eresidae. The record is from RefSeq and is a predicted model, not a curated record.
AUGUUUAAAACGAUUUUUUCGAGUAGAGGUAAAAGCUCAUGUCUGUUUAGUGACAAUGCAACUAACUUUGUAGGAGCUCACAAAGAGUUAAAGAAACUUGCUUCUUUAGUUACUGUACCUGAUGAAGUUUCGGGUAAGUAUUUGGCAUCUGAAAAUAUCACUUGUAAAUUUAUUCCUCCUCGUGCCUCCAAUUUUGGUGGAAUUUGGGAGGCCGGAAUCAAGUCUUUCAAAUUUCAUCUUAAAAGAACUAUUUCCGAUGCAAAACUAACAUAUGAAGAAUUUUUAACCGUAAUUGAUCAAAUUGAAGGAAUACUAAAUUCGAGACCUCUUUCUCCUUUAUCUUCUGAACCUUCAGAUUACGAACCUUUGACAGCAGGUCACUUUUUAAUAGGUAGACCCAUAAACUCAAUUGUAGAACCUCAAAUUUUAGAUUUCUCAGAAAGCAGAUUGUCAAGAUGGCAAAAAUUAACUAAAAUGAUACAGAUUAUAUGGAAACGAUGGAUAACUGACUAUGUUAAUCACUUGCAGCAAUGA